CGGAGGGCGGAGGGCUACAAAAGGCCACCCACAGCCUCCCUAUUGUUCACUGGCAUCAUUGUUGGUCUGACCUCCCAGCUGCUCAGCCAUGGCCCCCAAGAAAGCCAAGAAGAGGGCAGCAGAGGGAGCCAACUCCAAUGUGUUCUCCAUGUUUGAGCAGGCCCAGAUCCAGGAAUUCAAAGAGGCCUUCACCAUCAUGGACCAGAACAGAGACGGCUUCAUCGACAAGAACGAUCUGAGGGACACUUUUGCUGCUUUAGGACGUCUGAAUGUGAAACAAGAAGAGAUCGACGACAUGCUCAAAGAAGCUCCUGGCCCAAUCAACUUCACCGUCUUCCUCACCAUGUUCGGUGAGAAGCUGAAAGGUGCCGAUCCGGAAGAGACCAUCCUCAAUGCUUUUAAAGUCUUUGACCCUGAGGGUAAAGGGGUCCUGAGGAAGGACUACGUGACACAGAUGCUAACGACACAAGCCGACAGAUUCUCAGCUGAAGAGAUGGAGCAGAUGUUUGCUGCCUUCCCCCCGGAUGUGGCUGGAAACCUGGACUACAAAAACCUGGUUCACAUCAUUACUCAUGGAGAGGAGAAGGACCAGGAGUGAACCUUCAUUUAAAUGCAUUCGAGAAGUAGAAAGUCAGUUUGUGUACCCAGCUAUGACUUGAAACUGACUCACUGCACAUAAAGGAAAUGUGGACUAUUUACUCAGCUUUUAUGACACCAUUGCUUCUGUAUUGUCCUCACUCGAGAGCAGGGGGAGGAUCCUGACAAAUAGUCUUUUUCCAGCCUGUAAAAAUGGGAAGUUUACAGCAUCAAACAUCAUCAAGUGUCGUGCUCUUUUUCUGCUUUAUCCACAGCAUAUCCCCCACAUUCACCUGAGACUGAUUAAAUUAUUUUUCCUUAUCAUUUUCUAUACUAAUAACCACAUGCCUGUUUUUACCAUAGCCACUUGUUAGGUCUUUGCUUGACAGUCUAAUAAAGAUUUUUAAAGCUACGAGAGCUAU
Messenger RNA from Haplochromis burtoni (Burton's mouthbrooder), 998 nucleotides. It is a transcript of the gene myl2a, whose product is annotated as myosin, light chain 2a, regulatory, cardiac, slow. The record is from RefSeq and is a predicted model, not a curated record. Gene Ontology annotation, cellular component: myofibril; cytoplasm. The coding region runs from base 89 to 598 and encodes 169 amino acids. Gene Ontology annotation, biological process: muscle cell fate specification; heart development; cardiac muscle contraction. Lineage: Eukaryota; Metazoa; Chordata; Actinopteri; Cichliformes; Cichlidae. Gene Ontology annotation, molecular function: calcium ion binding. The transcript has 7 exons.